AUGUGCGAAAUUAACCCUGCUUUCGUUCUUCAUUCUGUCAAGAACGUCUCAUUCGAGAACCGCAAAGUCCCAAUACUUCGCGAUGAAUACGACGUCCGAGUCCACAUCGAGCAGACGGGCAUCUGCGGGAGCGAUGUCCACUACUGGCAGCGAGGCCGGAUCGGUGACUUCAUCCUAGAGUCGCCCAUUGUUCUGGGGCAUGAAAGCUCAGGGACAAUUGUCGAGGUCGGAAGCAAGGUCAAGAAUGUCAAAGUUGGCGACCGUGUAGCGAUAGAGCCAGGUGUUCCGUGUCGGCACUGCGAUUACUGCCGUUCAGGUUCAUACAACCUAUGCGCAGACACAAUCUUCGCGGCAACGCCUCCCUGGGAUGGCACGCUGCAGAAGUACUAUAUUGUUGCCAGUGAUUACACUUACCCGAUUCCUGAGCACAUGUCUUCCGAGGACGGUGCUUUAGUAGAGCCAGUUGCAGUCGCCGUCCAGGUUUGCAAAGUGGCGGAACUGAAGGGUGGCCAAACGGUUCUUGUGUUUGGCUGCGGGCCGAUUGGUGUUUUGUGUCAGGCUGUUGCCAAGGCGUAUGGGGCCACCAAGGUCAUCGGCGUUGACGUGUCCGAGUCUCGCGCUCAGUUUGCGAGGGAGUUUGCUGCCGAUGAUGUGUACGUCUCGAAGAAGCUGCCUGACGCUCCGGAGGACCCCGUUGACGCUGCUCGCGCUAUUGGGGAGAAGAUUGUGCGAGAUUAUGGCCUUGGGGAAGGGGCCGAUGUCGUUCUGGAGUGUACGGGUGCCGAGCAGUGUAUCCAGGCUGGUGUGUUCGCCGCGAAGAAAGGCGGGACAUUUGUUCAAGCUGGCAUGGGAAAAGAGAAUAUCGUAUUUCCCAUCACGACAGCUUGUAUCCGAGCUUUGACCAUCAAGGGGUCGAUCCGAUAUCAAACAGGAUGUUACCCCGAGGCUGUGAAUCUCGUUGCCAGUGGAAAGGUUCUUCCAAGGAAGUUGAUCACGCAUCGCUACAAGUUCGAGGAGGCUCUUGAGGCGUUUGAGGUUGUGAGGCAGGCUAAAGAGAACACUCUCAAAGUAGUCAUAGAAGGUGUACCCAAAUGA
Molecule: messenger RNA, 1095 nt
Organism: Colletotrichum costaricense
Lineage: Eukaryota; Fungi; Ascomycota; Sordariomycetes; Glomerellales; Glomerellaceae
Product: D-xylulose reductase A
Exons: 4
Coding region: 1-1095 (364 amino acids)
Biological process (GO): D-sorbitol catabolic process
Molecular function (GO): L-iditol 2-dehydrogenase (NAD+) activity; zinc ion binding
Source: RefSeq, a predicted model, not a curated record